Balaenoptera acutorostrata (minke whale) is the source of this 6178-nucleotide messenger RNA. It is a transcript of the gene LRRC8B, whose product is annotated as leucine rich repeat containing 8 VRAC subunit B. NCBI's taxonomy places the organism in Eukaryota, Metazoa, Chordata, Mammalia, Artiodactyla, Balaenopteridae. The transcript has 5 exons. Gene Ontology annotation, molecular function: protein binding. The record is from RefSeq and is a predicted model, not a curated record. Bases 393 to 2714 code for a protein of 773 amino acids.
CCGCCGCGCCCCGAUUGGCCGGCGGAACGCGCCGCGUCACAAUGGAGCCGGUUGGAGGCGGUGAGCCUGGCAGCGCUGGGGCUUCCCGCUGAGCCCGCAGCAGCCGGCAGCAAGGAAGUGCGGGCGCGGGGCCGCCGCCGGCGCGCCCGGAGCGGCGCGGGGCGCACCCCGCGAGGAGCGCCGGAUCCCGGGGCCGGAGGCACGCAGGAAUUUUUCAAAUAGAAACUAAUUGCAGAGUUUCCGGUUGACCAGGCAUUCAUAGGAAUGAAGACAAUCACAGAGAUGGUGUGUCUAAGAAAUUUCAAAAGGUGUAGGCCUCCUGACUGAAGCACAGUCAACUUAUUGGAUUCAUUUUUUUUCAUUAUAUUUCUGUCCUCCUACAAGGGAAAGUCAUGAUUACACUAACAGAGCUAAAAUGUUUAGCAGAUGCCCAGUCAUCUUAUCACAUCCUAAAACCGUGGUGGGACGUCUUUUGGUAUUACAUCACCCUGAUCAUGCUGCUGGUGGCCGUGCUGGCUGGAGCCCUCCAGCUCACACAGAGCAGGGUUCUGUGCUGUCUUCCGUGUAAGGUGGAAUUCGACAAUCACUGCGCCGUGCCUUGGGACGUCCUGAAAGCCAGCGUGAACACGUCCUCCGAUCCCGGGAUGCCGCUUCCGCCCCCCCUCAGAAUCCAGAACGACCUCCACCGACAGCAGUACUCCUACAUCGACGCCGUGUGUUAUGAGAAGCAGCUCCACUGGUUCGCAAAGUUCUUUCCCUACCUGGUGCUCUUGCACACGCUCAUCUUUGCAGCCUGCAGCAACUUUUGGCUGAACUACCCCAGUACCAGUUCCAGGCUGGAGCAUUUUGUGGCCAUCCUUCACAAGUGCUUCGAUUCUCCAUGGACCACCCGUGCCCUGUCAGAGACGGUAGCUGAGCAGUCAGUGAGGCCCCUGACGCUCUCCAAGUCCAAGGUUUUGCUUUCUCCCUCAGGGUGCUCAGCUGAUGUGGAUUCCAACAAGCAGUCAUUGCCCUACCCGCAGCCUGGCUUAGAGUCAGCUGGCAUAGAAAGCCCAACUUCUAGCGUCCUGGACAAGAAGGAGGGCGAACAGGCCAAAGCCAUCUUUGAAAAAGUGAAGAGGUUCCGCAUGCACGUGGAACAGAAGGAUAUCAUUUAUAGAGUGUAUCUGAAGCAGAUAAUAGUCAAAGUCAUUCUGUUUGUCCUCAUCAUAACUUACGUUCCGUAUUUUUUAACCUACAUUACUCUUGAAAUUGACUGUUCAGUGGAUGUGCAGGCUUUCACUGGAUAUAAGCGCUACCAGUGUGUCUACUCCUUGGCAGAAAUAUUUAAGGUCCUGGCUUCAUUUUAUGUCAUCUUGGUUAUACUCUAUGGUCUUACCUCCUCCUACAGCUUGUGGUGGAUGCUGCGGAAUUCUCUGAAGCAAUAUUCUUUUGAGGCGCUGAGAGAAAAAAGCAACUACAGCGACAUCCCGGAUGUCAAGAAUGACUUCGCCUUCAUUCUCCAUCUGGCGGAUCAGUAUGAUCCCCUUUACUCCAAACGCUUCUCCAUAUUCCUGUCGGAGGUCAGCGAGAACAAACUGAAACAGAUCAACCUCAACAACGAAUGGACGGUCGAGAAACUGAAAAGUAAGCUUGUGAAAAAUUCCCAGGACAAGAUAGAACUGCAUCUUUUCAUGCUAAACGGUCUUCCAGACAAUGUCUUUGAGCUGACAGAAAUUGAAGUGCUAAGCCUGGAGCUGAUCCCUGAGGUCAAGCUGCCUUCUGCAGUCUCGCAGCUGGUCAACCUCAAGGAGCUCCACGUGUACCAUUCGUCCCUGGUGGUCGACCAUCCUGCCCUGGCCUUUCUAGAGGAGAAUUUAAAAAUCCUCCGCCUGAAAUUUACUGAAAUGGGGAAAAUUCCACGCUGGGUAUUUCAUCUGAAGAAUCUCAAGGAACUUUACCUGUCAGGCUGUGUUCUACCUGAGCAGGUGAGUACCAUGCAGUUGGAGGGCUUUCAGGACUUGAAAAACCUGAGGACCCUCUACUUGAAGAGCAGCAUCUCCCGGAUCCCACAAGUCAUCACAGACCUCCUGCCUUCGCUGCAGAAGUUGUCCCUCGAUAACGAGGGGAGCAAGCUGGUUGUAUUGAACAACUUGAAAAAGAUGGUCAAUCUGAAAAGCCUGGAGCUGAUCAGCUGCGACCUGGAACGCAUUCCGCACUCCAUUUUCAGUCUGAACAAUUUGCAUGAGUUAAACCUCAAAGAAAAUAACCUUAAAACUGUGGAAGAGAUCAUUAGCUUUCAGCAUCUCCAGAAUCUUUCCUGCUUAAAGUUGUGGCACAAUAACAUCGCUUAUAUUCCAGCCCAGAUUGGGGCAUUAUCUAAUCUAGAGCAGCUCUCUUUGGACCAUAAUAACAUUGAGAAUCUGCCCCUGCAGCUUUUCCUAUGCACCAAACUAUAUUAUUUGGAUCUAAGCUGUAACCACCUGACCUUCAUUCCAGAAGAAAUACAGUAUCUGAGUAAUUUGCAGUACUUUGCUGUGACCAACAACAACAGAAGAACUUUGCCAAUCUCUGUUCUAGUCCACUGCCUUCACUUUGCUGAUACUGAAACUGAGGCUCAGAGCAAUUUGCCUGAGGUCCGACGCUUCCCAGUGAUGGAUCUGGGAUGGAACCCACGUUCCGGCUCCUGCUCUAGUGCUCUUUCUCCUACAGCUCAGAUGCCUCAGUCCAGAUGAUGCUCCACGGGAAGCAGUGGUGUGUGUAGAUGAUGGGAGAGGAAGAGACAGCGUCCACCUCUAUCCAGUGCCAAAGUGUAAUUGGAUGAUGAUGGUGUUGAAUGUGACGGAGAAGCACAGGAGAGGGGGAGGAUUUAAUAACCUCCCUCAAAUCUUAAAAACCACUCCAGUUUACACCUAGGUCUUCCAGUUUCUCCAUUUCUGCAUUUAAUGCAACUCAAAGACUUUAGCCCAGAAGGUGAAUAAUGUAGAAAUUCCUUCUGCAGAUCAUUUAUGUGGCAAUGCUCCUUGUUGGUUUUGGUAUUACCACUUAGAUAUGGGAAUAUUCAGCUUUGCUUCUUGAAAUGAUUGGAUUUUAUAGAUUCAGGUUGACAUGUUCCGAGAUAGCAUGUGUCAAUGGCCAGAAAAAUAGGAAAUCUUACACUGAAAAGAAUUCUGAAAUGAGGUCCCAGCCUCUGAGAAACAGUGGAAUAUUUAAUUAUCAAUGUCAGCCAUGAAUAUAGGAUGAGAACCAUCCUUCCUUGGAUGUUCUGGGGGCUUCAGUACAUUUUGUUGAAAGUAUUUGGUUGCCAGAGAAUUCUAGGAUAUAGAGUGAUAAUGUAACCAUAGUGAGUUUUUUUUUCAGUUUAUUUCAUAGUUUAUUAAAUAUAUGUAAUACAGUUUAUUCUAUAAAACCAUUCUGUUGAUAUAGUUUAUCAUCUGAUAGUCUGUAAACAUUUCUUUUGAUUUUUUGAGAAGAAAUCAGUGGUCCACUGGGGAAAUUUUUUCCUUUCUGGCUCAUGUAUUAUAUGGUUUAAGAAAGAGCAUGCUAAAUGAAUUCAGUAUAAAUAAAUGCUAUCUAAACAUUUUUAAAAAAUUUAUUGGCUCAGGCAAAAUUUGUAAGUCGAUUUUUCAAGAUAAAACUGCCGACUUGAAAGAAAGUCUUGAGUCUCUAACACAGCUGCCCAGCCUCCUUUAGCAAAAUUGAAUUCCAGUACGUGAGUUAAGGCCCUGUGCUUGAGCUGGGUGAUGAUGCUGGGAGAAAGCCCCUGAGACGGAUACUUACCGCUCCGGAAGUGUGCCACUAACCACGGUCCUUAACUCACUUUUACGACACAACGGAGGGGCCAACCCCAGAGGCUCGCUCUCAUUGCCUGGUGAAAUCCCUCGCCUGUACUCUGGGGGCUGAGAAGAAGCUCAAAUCACAAAUUCAGAGAGAUGAAAGAAGAUGGGUGAGACGUGGUAGUGUUGACAGCCAGACAGAAGGAGAAUGAGGACAACGGCUUUAGGGUCUCCACUCAAUAGGAAAUCAGUGCAAUCAAGCAAGGCACCUGCUGGGGCCUGGAAGCUGAAUGAGGAAGGGAGAUUGGGAUUCCUUGAUGCAGCCCUGGUUAAGGCACUCUUCUUCCUAACAGCCAUUGUAGACUAAUGAUUUCUAUAAUUGUUUCAUACUUCUCUCCCCCGUUAGACCAGUGCUUCUCAAAUGGGGGCAAUUGUACCCUGCGGAAGACAUUAGUCUAGAGACAUUUUUAGUCGUCACAACUAGAGAGGGGAGUGGCACUGGCAUCUAGUAGGUAGAGGCCAGAGAUGCAGCUAAACAUUCCACAAUGCACAGGACAGCCCCACAAAAAGAAUUAUCCCACCCCAAAUGUCAACAGUGCCAAGGUUGAGAGACCCUGCGUGGAUCUUAAAGACCCAUCUGUCUUGCUCAGCACUUUAUCCCCAACGCCUAGCUGGGAACCUGGCACAAAACGAGGCUCCCAGCAGGCAUUCACUGAAUACAGGUGAGCGAAGUCUUCCCUCUUCCCAGCCUCUUUGCCUAAGUCACUCCUUCUGCACCAGCAGGCACUCUCAACCGUGAGCACAUUGCACAGGACUGAUCAUUCCCUCUACUUGUACGUCAGUGACACUACUUUUGAGCUGCAGAUAAUCUCUAAUCAGAAGGAAGUUACAUUUCUUCUGUCUCUCAUCUCUCUGUCAUAUCUCUAUACUGAAAUUGACAUAUCUAUGGUUUUGCAUCUGCAUUCUUAAGAAGGAAUGAAAUAAAAGGGUAGAUAUUUUCCUUUGCUUAUACCUAGUAUUUUGGUGUAGAAUGAUGAGCUAUAAUGCAUGGCUGACUUAGCAACAGUGAUCAUUAGAUUUAUUUUCAAGGAUAGCCAGUACUGAGUGUAUAUGUGGGUGAUGGAGGAGAAGGCAAUUUCCAACAUAAUGAGCAUUUUUGAAUGCAAUUUGACCAAUUUUUUUAUGCUGUAUAGGGAAUGUUUAUCCUUUUGAAGAGACAGUUCUGGAAGGCCCCGGAAGUUCCAGCAGAGAACUGGCUCAGUGGGGCUACACUAGCCCAUCAGAGGAGCAGAUUGAAAUCUGGAGCGCCCCUUUCAUCCCUGUUUCUAACAAAGCCACUUCCGGAACAAAGGAGCCUACAUUGUUUCAUAGUUGCAAAGAUGCCUGGUCCAGGCCUAUAUAAAUAUGGGGAACGUUACAGGGUGGGGUGCAUGCAAUCCAGCUCUUCCUGGAGCGCACUUGCCCGUCAGUGGCAGGAUGAGAGCUGAGGACAUUGAGUGUGCUCAGCCCUUCUCUGGGUGUCUUUCCCCAAUAAACCCUAUUUCAUAUACACACUAUGGCUCCCUUAGAAACUCAAAUGCAACCUUCCCACCAAAUAGGGGAGCAGUUCAGUUGAGCAGCUGUAGGAGUUGACCUAAUUGCAGGCUAUUUAUCUUAUUUUAAAUGAUUUCUCUGUGUCGUAUGACUUAAUUGAAACUCAGAGAGCAGGAAGAAGAGUAAAUACUCGUGAGUGUGUAUGCAGAGGGGAAUGAAAUGUGCAUGUAUAGAUUGUCAUAUCUUGCAUAGAUUGUAUAUCUGUAGAUUGUGUAUCUAUAUCUGUUGUAUAUCUGUAGAUUGUAUAUCUAUAUCUAUAGAUUGUCAUAUCCUGUAUAGAUUGUAUAGAUUGUCAUAUCUUCUUGUCUCUACUCCUGUCAACUUUUUUUUUAACAGAGUAAAGUUUUCAGUCUCUACUGUGAAACCCUAAAAAAUAGCCUUGUGUGGGUUCUCGGGAUGUUUUUGAGGGUAUAGCUCAUUAUCCCAUACAGUAAACUCGUUAUGAGGACUCUUGAGAUCCCUGAUUUCUGACUAGGACUCAAGAGUAAUUAGGCUUCUCCUCAGUCACUGGUUUGUUUUUUAUCUCCGGGACAAUGAGUAUGUAACCGAUUAGGUUUCCUUUGAGAAUUGAGAGUUGCUUGUUAGAAUGUUCAGAGCCAAAUCUGUUGCCCACCCAUAUACAGCAGGGGUUUAUAGAAGUUCAUGGUAGCCUCAAUCCUGACUCCAUGUCAGGAUGUCCGUAUUUUUCCUUUAUCUUUCCCAUCUACUUCAAGUGUAUCAUCAUUGUUAUAUGUACCUCUGUAAAAUGUUUUGGGGAAAAGGUAGGGGUAUAAAUAAAUAGAUGUAUUAUGGUAGGCCAUCAAAAACCAGUUUUACUGGCUUCUUUUUUU